Molecule: messenger RNA, 7245 nt
Organism: Gorilla gorilla gorilla (western lowland gorilla)
Lineage: Eukaryota; Metazoa; Chordata; Mammalia; Primates; Hominidae
Gene: SLC6A4
Product: solute carrier family 6 member 4
Exons: 15
Coding region: 360-2252 (630 amino acids)
Biological process (GO): amino acid transport; serotonin uptake; sodium ion transmembrane transport
Cellular component (GO): synapse; plasma membrane; neuron projection
Molecular function (GO): serotonin binding; serotonin:sodium:chloride symporter activity
Source: RefSeq, a predicted model, not a curated record
CAGACCAUGUGAGGGCCCGCGGGUACAAAUACGGCCGCGCCGGCGCCCCUCCGCACAGCCAGCGCCGCCGGGUGCCUCGAGGGCGCGAGGCCCGCCCGCCUACCCAGCCCGGGACCAGCCUCCCCGCGCAGCCUGGCAGGUCUCCUGGAGGCAAGGCGACCUUGCUUGCCCUCUAUUGCAGAAUAACAAGGGGCUUAGCCACAGGAGUUGCUGGCAAGUGGAAAGAAGAACAAGUGAGUCAAUCCCGACGUGUCAAUCCCGACGAUAGAGAGCUCGGAGGUGAUCCACAAAUCCAAGCACCCAGAGAUCAAUUGGGAUCCUUGGCAGAUGGACAUCAGUGUCAUUUACUAACCAGCAGGAUGGAGACCACGCCCUUAAAUUCUCAGAAGCAGCUAUCAGCGUGUGAGGAUGGAGAAGACUGUCAGGAAAACGGAGUUCUACAGAAGGUUGUUCCCACCCCAGGGGACAAAGUGGAGUCCGGGCAAAUAUCCAAUGGGUACUCAGCAGUUCCAAGUCCUGGUGCGGGAGAUGACACACGGCAUUCUAUCCCAGCGGCCACCACCACCCUAGUGGCUGAGCUUCAUCAAGGGGAACGGGAGACCUGGGGCAAGAAGGUGGAUUUCCUUCUCUCAGUGAUUGGCUAUGCUGUGGACCUGGGCAAUGUCUGGCGCUUCCCCUACAUAUGUUACCAGAAUGGAGGGGGGGCAUUCCUCCUCCCCUACACCAUCAUGGCCAUUUUUGGGGGAAUCCCGCUCUUUUACAUGGAGCUCGCACUGGGACAGUACCACCGAAAUGGAUGCAUUUCAAUAUGGAGGAAAAUCUGCCCGAUUUUCAAAGGGAUUGGUUAUGCCAUCUGCAUCAUUGCCUUUUACAUUGCUUCCUACUACAACACCAUCAUGGCCUGGGCGCUAUACUACCUCAUCUCCUCCUUCACGGACCAGCUGCCCUGGACCAGCUGCAAGAACUCCUGGAACACUGGCAACUGCACCAAUUACUUCUCCGAGGACAACAUCACCUGGACCCUCCAUUCCACGUCCCCUGCUGAAGAAUUUUACACGCGCCACGUCCUGCAGAUCCACCGGUCUAAGGGGCUCCAGGACCUGGGGGGCAUCAGCUGGCAGCUGGCCCUCUGCAUCAUGCUGAUCUUCACUGUUAUCUACUUCAGCAUCUGGAAAGGCGUCAAGACCUCUGGCAAGGUGGUGUGGGUGACAGCCACCUUCCCUUAUAUCAUCCUUUCUGUCCUGCUGGUGAGGGGUGCCACCCUCCCUGGAGCCUGGAGGGGUGUUCUCUUCUACUUGAAACCCAAUUGGCAGAAACUCCUGGAGACAGGGGUGUGGAUAGAUGCAGCCGCUCAGAUCUUCUUCUCUCUUGGUCCGGGCUUUGGGGUCCUGCUGGCUUUUGCUAGCUACAACAAGUUCAACAACAACUGCUACCAAGAUGCCCUGGUGACCAGUGUGGUGAACUGCAUGACGAGCUUCGUUUCGGGAUUUGUCAUCUUCACAGUGCUCGGUUACAUGGCUGAGAUGAGGAAUGAAGAUGUGUCUGAGGUGGCCAAAGACGCAGGUCCCAGCCUCCUCUUCAUCACGUAUGCAGAAGCGAUAGCCAACAUGCCAGCGUCCACUUUCUUUGCCAUCAUCUUCUUUCUGAUGUUAAUCACGCUGGGCUUGGACAGCACGUUUGCAGGCUUGGAGGGGGUGAUCACAGCUGUGCUGGAUGAGUUCCCACACAUCUGGGCCAAGCGCCGGGAGUGGUUUGUGCUCGCCGUGGUCAUCACCUGCUUCUUUGGAUCCCUGGUCACCCUGACUUUUGGAGGGGCCUACGUGGUGAAGCUGCUGGAGGAGUAUGCCACGGGGCCCGCAGUGCUCACUGUCGCGCUGAUCGAAGCAGUCGCUGUGUCUUGGUUCUAUGGCAUCACUCAGUUCUGCAGGGACGUGAAGGAAAUGCUCGGCUUCAGCCCGGGGUGGUUCUGGAGGAUCUGCUGGGUGGCCAUCAGCCCUCUGUUUCUCCUGUUCAUCAUUUGCAGUUUUCUGAUGAGCCCGCCACAACUACGACUUUUCCAAUAUAAUUAUCCUUACUGGAGUAUCAUCUUGGGUUACUGCAUAGGAACCUCAUCUUUCAUUUGCAUCCCCACAUAUAUAGCUUAUCGGUUGAUCAUCACUCCAGGGACAUUUAAGGAGCGUAUUAUUAAAAGUAUUACCCCAGAAACAUCAACAGAAAUUCCUUGUGGGGACAUCCGCUUGAAUGCUGUGUAACACACUCACCGAGAGGAAAAAGGCUUCUCCACAACCUCCUCCUCCAGGUCUGACGAGGCACGCCUGCCUUCUCCCCUCCAAGUGAAUGAGUUUCCAGCUAAGCCUGAUGAUGGAAGGGCCUUCUCCACAGGGACACAGUCUGGUGCCCAGACUCAAAGCCUCCAGCCACUUAUUUCCAUGGACUCCCCUGGACAUAUUCCCACGGUAGACUGUGACACAGCUGAGCUGGCCUAUUUUGGACGUGUGAGGAUGUGGAUGGAGGUGAUGAAAACCACCCUAUCAUCAGUUAGGAUUAGGUUUAGAAUCAAGUCUGUGAAAGUCUCCUGUAUCAUUUCUUGGUAUGAUCAUUGGUAUCUGAUAUCUGUUUGCUUCUAAAGGUUUCACUGUUCAUGAAUACGUAAACUGCGUAGGAGAGAACAGGGAUGCUAUCUCGCUAGCCAUAUAUUUUCUGAGUAGCAUAUAGAAUUUUAUUGCUGGAAUCUACUAGAACCUUCUAAUCCAUGUGCUGCUGUGGCAUCAGGAAAGGAAGAUGUAAGAAGCUAAAAUGAAAAAUAAUGUGUCCAUGUAAGCUUGUGAGUCUGUGUAUAUUGUUGUUUCAGUGUAUUCUUAUCUCUAGUCCAAUAUUUUGGGCCUAUUACAAAUAUAUGAAUUUCCCCAAAUUUUUCUUACAUUAACAAAUUCUACCAACUCAAUUGUGUAUGGAGGUUAUUAUUUGAAGGGUACAAUCACUAAGACAUGCUCUGCCACCCACUCCUUUUCCAGUGACACUACUUGAGCCACACACUUUCCUUUACAGGCCAGCCUCUGGCGUUUGCUGCACCUCAUUGCCACCUUCCUGUCUCUCUGUGCUAAACAUUCAGGACAGUGUUCCACAGGCAGAUCUGGCCUAUUUCAUUAGUCACCAUGGCUUGGCUGUGAAGUACGUUGAAGGUGGAUCUUGUCGCAUGCCCCUUCAGUGUUCACCUGGCCCUCUGGUUUAAGUUCUGUCUGCCUUACGUGACUGAGUUUGUCCAGGUUGCUUUGCUCGGUGAAGAGAGGAGGGUAAAUCGGAUUCUCGUUUAGCACUGGGGUAUACAGAUCUGGCACCCAAACCUAAACCAAGGCAUCUUCACUCCAAGAGCAGUUGGAGAGUCUGGGUUAGCCUUACGUGGACCUCGCCGCUCGCUGGCGGUCACGAUUGUGAGCCCUCCAGAUAAUUUUUAAGGUUGAGUCUAAGUAAGGCUGCUUGGGAAAUGGUCAGCUAAGUAAAUCACCUUUCAUUUCACAUAAGGCCCUUAAUAUAGAUAAGUAAAUUUGGCCUUUGGUGUCUCAUGACUCUCAGAGGCAUAGGUAGAGGAGCAAAUUAAUAUUUGCAGCAUGGGAAUUCCUUAUCAGAAUUUUGAGGGGAAUAAAUCCUCAUCAGAGACAAAAGGACUUAAUCAUCUGGCCACCUAUCACUUCAGUUCUCUGUAUAAAUGAAAUUUAAUUCUAACAACCUUAUAAAAAGAAGGUCCAGACAGCAGAGGAAAUGUCCUGUCCAAUUCUAGGUUUUCCUCCCUGGGCCUCCUUUCCCCAGCAUUGUCUACCCUGGCCCACUUCCUGCAUUCUCCCCAUGCCCUGCUAUUUCUGAUUCUUUGCUUCUCCUAGCGAGAUACUUUCCUUAUAUGAUAGCUGCUGAGAAGUUUCCCAGAAUUGCUAGAGGAAAAGAAGCGGGGAAUUUAGAAAUAUCCCUCACUGACCUAACUCCAUUAUCUUCACUCUUUCAUUCUUCCUGCCGCCUCAUGCCCAUUCUCUUUACUGUCUAGCAUGCUGAAAGAAGGAAGUGAUCUAAAUGCCAGCGUGUUCAGUGGUAAAUAUUAGUUGGUGCAAAAGAAAAACCAUGAUUACUUUUGCACCAACCUAAUAGCUUUGCAAAUUUUAAGAACUUGCUUUAUGAAGAUAUUCGGAUAUGGAUUCUCCCCACCCCACAUACUUAGACAUUGUUCAAAUAUACUACUUUUAAAAAAACACCUUUUCAAACAGAAUUAGAGUUUUGCCAAGUCUGGUAUUAAUGGAAUUGUACAGGAGCUUUGAAAGUUUUCAAACUUUAUUAAACUAAAAAAAAAAAAAAAUCGAAAAUCUCUGUCUGUUCCGCAUAGUAUGCAUUUAUUUGACCCCUAUUUAUCAAUACUACGAUGGGUUUUUUUUUUAAAGAAAAUGUAAGAGUAGGUAGGUGGAUUUUAAAAUAAUAUUUUAAAGACCUUUUACGUCUAUAUGUAGCAUUUAUAGAAAAAUAAAAACUAAAAAUAGAAUUGAAUUGUAACAUUAUUUAAGGACUGAAGUUUUUUUUUUUCUUGUAUCAGUAAGAAAUACCCAAGAGGCUGGGUGCAGUGGCUCACACCUGUAAUCCCAGCACUUUGGGAGGCUGCGGUGGGAGGAUCACAUGACAUCAGGAGUUUGAGACCAGCUUGGCCAACAUAGUGAAACGCCGUCUCUAUUAAAAAUACAGAAAAUUAGCUGAAUGUGGUGGCAGGCGCCUAUAAUUCCAGCUACUUGGGAGGCUGAGGCAGGAGAAUUGUUUGAACCCAGGAGGCAGAGGUUGCAGUGAGCCAAACGUUCCAUUGCAUUCCAGCCUGGAUGACAAGAGCGAAACUCCGUCUCAAAAAAAAAAAAAAAAAAAUUGUUAUGCUUAGUUCCAUGGAAAGACUAUUCUGAAGCUUUAAGUCUUCUUUUUCUAUUUUCCGUAGUAUUGCCCUUUCCCCACUUCAUUGCUUAACUGUCUCUAAAUUUUAAUGAUAAUAAUAUUUUAAAGGUCAGAUAAUGCUAUUAGAGGCAGAGACAAACCUGGGGACCAAGCUAAUUUCUCUGCUAUUGAGAGCGCUAAAGACAGGUGAACUGGAGUUUUAUUUCCUCUGCUAGAAUGAAAUAAUACCCUCUCCACCAGGCACAAUGGCUCACACCUGUAAUUCCAGCACUUUGGGAGGCCAAGGUGGGUGGAUCACUUGAGGUCAGGAGUUCGAGACCAGCCUGGCCAACAUGGUGAAACCCCAUCUCUACUAAAAAUACAAAAAUUAGCAAGCCAUGGUGGCAUGCUUCUGUAAUCCCAGCUACUUGGGAGACUGAGGUGGGAUAAUCACUUGAACCUGGGAGGCGGAGGUUGCAGUGAGCUGAGAUUGUGCCACUGCACUCCAGCCUGGGUGACAGAGCAAGACUCCAUCUAAAAAACAAAAACAAAAACAAAAAAACCCUCUCAAUUGGUUUAAUACCACGAUAGAAAAGAUAAAUAUUUUAGGAUGGAAUCUUAAAUAUGUCUGUCCUUUUGUUUCAUAUAGUUGAAAUCAAUUCAAUAUUGUUUCUACAUUAGGUGUUUCAAAAACAGUCACCUUUGCAACAGAAGAGCUCUUUUGUUGAAAAUGAUUCACAAUAUAUUUCAGUUGGAAUGUCAGGUGGUAUUUCUCUUACCAACACCUCACAGAAUCUAUGCCAAGCUGCUCUACCACCAAUGCAAGUAUUUUUUUAAAGCUACUAAAAUAAACUUUCUUCACCAGCCAACUCUAAUUUGGAGACAGUGUGCAUUGGUGAAGGACCUCGUCAGAAUAAGUUUGAAUGUCUACUGAACUAAGAAGAAUUUUGUCGUUUGGGGGAGAGAAUAGAUAGCAUCAGUCCUUCAAUUCUGUAACUGAAGACUCCAAUUAUAGUAGAUAAGAAUUGUGUCUAGCAAUUUUUAAACACUGACAGUCCAAACAAAAAUAUUUGGUGAGGAAGGAUGUCCCAUAUUUUUGCUUAAAUAUCAUAAACAAAUAUGAGCAUUUACUAAUUUUUUAAACAGCAUUUUGAAAGAUUAUUCUUAUUUACACUCUAAAAUUAAAGGCGUACUUUAUCUUAAGAAAAUGAUAUAUUAAAAAUUCAUAUUUUAAAAGAUAAAAUUGGGGAAUUUACAGUUAUUUUGUGAAUGGCCUUUAAACUAUGAUUUGAUCUAUAUACAACUUUUCAGAAUACUUUUGAUUGUGUGUUGGACAUAUCUAAAAUUAAUUUUAUCUGGCAGAAUUAAACCUAAAUUUAUUUGUAUAAAAGAGUCCCCUUUCUAAAAUUCAUACAGUACCCUUGUAUUCAUUUAUGCAGUGUUUAUAAAUAUUUCAAGUUAGAUUGUGAGAUAUUAAUAAAUGAUUUAUGCUGUGAACUGUUACUGUAAUAACUCUUAAUAUCAUGAUUUGUUGUAUCAUUAAAAAAACACAAAAUUCUAAACUCUUAAGGUUAAAAAUCUUAACCUUAUAGUCAAAAUAUUUAAACAUCUCCCUAAACAUCACUGCAUAGCACUUACAAAAACUACAUUGAAUUAGAUGUAUUCAAUUUCCAUAAAGUUAAAUAAGUUAAUAUAAUUCUUUGUAAUUUGUGAAGAGCUUUAGUUUAUAAUGUUCUUCCCCAUAUAUUUCAUGGGAUCACCAGAAGUCUAGGUGACAGCUGUAUUUUCCCAGGUGAGGAUGGGGGUGGGAUGAAGAGCCUGAGGCUCAAAGAGGCUGAUUGAUUUGCCCAAGUUCACACACCUGGAACGUUCCAGGACAGGCUUUAUGCCUAUAGGUUUUCUAAUUCCAGCCCAAAGGUUAUUUACAUGUUUAGCUUUAAAAUUAGCAUCCACAGAAGCUUGAGAAAUCCAAAGAGUAUUCAACUGCAGAAUGGGUUUUUUUCUAAACUGCAAGGAUGUUCUAUCUCAUUUUAAAGUGUGAUAGGGAAGAAUAAUUAACAUAGGGGAAGAACCUGUUACUGAUAUUCAUUACAUGUGUGCUGUCCCCAGCCAGAGACAGCAGCAGUCCCCAGCCUUUUUGGCACCGGGACCGGUUUCAUGGAAGAAAAUUUUUCUACGGAUAGUGGGGAGCAGAGGGGUAUUUCAGGAUGAAACUAUCCCACCUCAGUUCAUCAGACAUUAGAUUCUCAUAAGAAGCACACAACCUGGAUCCCUCGCAUGCAUAAUUCACGACAGGGUUCACACUCUUGUGAGAAUCUAAUGCUGCCACUGAUGGGACAGGAGGUGAAGUUC